Messenger RNA from Plasmodium fragile, 3450 nucleotides. RefSeq lists its product as uncharacterized. Gene Ontology annotation, molecular function: metal ion binding; 5'-flap endonuclease activity. Bases 1 to 3450 code for a protein of 1149 amino acids. NCBI's taxonomy places the organism in Eukaryota, Apicomplexa, Aconoidasida, Haemosporida, Plasmodiidae. The transcript has a single exon. The record is from RefSeq and is a predicted model, not a curated record.
AUGGGAAUCACCAACCUGCUGCCCUUCCUAAAACCGAUCGCAAAAAGCACACACAUAAGCAAGUACAAAAAUGAAGUGAUCGGUGUGGAUAUCAUGUGCUGGAUCCACAGGGGUCUCAUCAGUUGUGCAUACGACGUAGUAACAGAUAAUCACAACGACAGCUACUUAAGCUUCAUCGAAAAAAUGCUAGAAUGUAUUUAUCACUACAACAUAAAGGUAGUCUUCGUGUUCGACGGAGAGGAGUUACCAGAAAAAAAAGCAGAAAAUGUAAUCAGGAAAGAAAGGAGAGAAAAGGCAAAGAAGGAAGCACAAGAAAUUAUAAAAUCUGUGGAAAACCCAAGAUCAAACGAGGCGGUCAUCAAAAAAUGCACACAAGCUUUAAGUGUUUCCAAAGACAUGAUAAACACUGUGAUGAACUUUUGUAAAACAAAAAAUAUAGAUUAUAUUAUUUCUCCUUUUGAAGCAGAUGCUCAAUUGUCCUACCUUUGCAGGAUGGGAUAUAUUUCUUGUGCCAUAAGUGAGGACAGUGACUUGCUAGUGUAUGGCUGCCCUCGCGUCCUGUACAAAUUGAAAAGCAAUGGAGAGUGCGAUGAAAUAUCCCUGAUGCCCAUUGAUGAUCUGAUUGACAUAAAUGUUAUUAACAAAAUUAGGAAUCCCCUCUCGAAUUCGUUUAACCAGUUUUACAUGACCCCCAUGAAGGACGGUCAGAAGGAUGUAGAAGAAGAGGGGCACUCAGAUUGGGAAGACAAUAAUAUGCCCGAUUUGGUGGAACGCCACUGUGUUGAGGAAAACCAAAAUCCUGAGCAGAUAGAACAAAACUACAACAACGUGAUGAAGGACUAUAUGGACCAAUUCUACUGGCCAGAAGAAUUAGACAAGCUAAAGCAUUUCAACAUAGAUAUGUUCCUGGCCAUGUGUGUUCUAAGUGGCUGUGAUUACACAACCGAUUUUCACAUCACAGGAAUGGGAAUCAAAACUGCCUUUAAUUUAAUCAGUCAGCACAAAACUAUCGAAAACAUUUUCUCAUUUCUCAUUUCGCAUGACAAAUGGAAGCGUAAAAUACCACCCAGUUUAAACACCCUAGAAAAACUCAUGGGCAAAUAUGAAGAAAUUAAAAAUGCCUUCUUACAUCAUCAAGUGUAUGAUUUUAUUUUGUGCCAGAAUAUCCCCAUCAGCCGGUCCUUUAAUAGUGCACUAAAGGAAAGUGAAAAUAAACUCCUCAUAAAUAAAAUACGUGACAUUUCCCUCAUAUAUGACAACAGCAAGAGAACAGGAAACUGCCUCAACGUAUACUCGGAGGAUCUCUCCAGUUUUUCUAGCGGGGAGAAAAGUAGCUUACAUCCUCAUGGGAGUAACACUUCAGAGAGAUGCACCGAAAGAACUACAACAGGUGAAGAAAAGGUAGAUACCCCAAAGCAACACCACCACAAGGACAUGCUUGAAGGAAAUGUUUCUCCAGAAGCACGCAGCAAUACAUAUUCAGUUUCACCAAAACAAACUUACAUAAAAGAACAGACCUACAUAACAGACAAUAGGCCAAACGAUUUCGAACACAUUUUUAAAAAUUUAACAUCCGAGUGUUUAGAAUAUUUGGAGAUAUCCCCCGGCCGGUACAGGAAUUCUCACGAAGGUCAGAAUGAUCUGAAGGAGCAGGAGGAACCACGCCACGAGGGGGCGGGCACACACCCAUUUGACAAGGACUAUGUGGGCAGCGCUCAAGAAGAUUCCCAUGGGUCAAGCGGUUGGACAAGUGGCUGGAAAAACGAUAAGAAAAACUAUCUAUCAUGCCACCCCGGAGAGCACCCCCCAAAUGUAACACACAAACAGGAACCGUUCGAAGCAGUCACGCAGACCAUCUCACACAUAAACCCCAGAGGAACCACUCAGACGGCCAAUUUGUCUCCCCCCAUGGAAUGCACCAAAUUGAGCAAGCGUAAGGGCAACCACGAUGACUCGGUUAACUUUAAGAAAACGAAAUGGAGCGACGCAACACCCUCUCACUCAGAUGACCAAACGUGGAGGAACAUGUUGGACGGAAUGGAAUCCGAUUGCAGUAAACUCUCAAGCCAAAAGAAUCAUGGCGAGGUUCUGAAAAACACAAAGUGGAUAUCGCAGUCUGGUGACAACAGCCAAGGGGGGACUCGCCUCAAAAGACCUACUCCACACAAAUUUGACACAAGCAUUGACGAAGAUGCAACAAAGUGGAAGUCACAGAAGCAGCACAAGGAAGAAGGAAAAGAAGAAUCAGAAGAAAAGGAAGUUACCAACCCCACUGGAGAAACAAACAGAAAGAAAAGCGCAAGAGUUAUGUACCAAAAUAUGAAGAGCAGCUUCCUUCUAUACAAAACGUUGGAUGAGGAGACAAACACCCACAUGGGAUCUUCCUCGACAGAAUUGAAACAUAACUCCUCACAAGAGAAGGUGAAAUAUGCACACGUGAAGGAGAUUCAAGGGAUGUGUAAGGCAGAGCGACCUGAUGAAAAAGGGGGGACUUACGUGGAAACAGACAUUUGGGACCGGAAGGACAAAAUUAGAAGCGGUGCUCAGGGAAAACCAAUCAGCACACCGAUCGCCGACGAGACUCCCCGCGUGAAAGACCAAAUGAACGUCAAAUCGGAAAGGAGCGACCACCCCUCAGACAUUUCCUCCCCAUUCAAAAGUAAAUUCUCCGAGAUCAACGGAAAUCACAAAAGCCAAUUGCAGAUAACCAACUUUUUCAAAAAGUCGGAACGAGAAAAGCCUAACUUGGACGGCAAAAAGGAGGGUAAUAAUAACGCCUUCCCUUUUACGCGACCCAGAAUUGGUUCCCCCAGUGGAAAUGGAAAGUACUCUCUUUCAAUGAACAACUACGAACAAGUCAAUACAGAAAAGCAACGGGCGAGCUACCCAAAUGAAUUAGGCAUAUAUGAUGCAAGAAUGGAUGGGAGAAUGACCAAGUAUAAUCAUAAGUUCCCUGUACAAAGUAACACAGAACAGAAAGGAGGGGGACUUCAUUACGUGGGCCACGAGAUCCAUCACGAAGACGCCCACCAAAUAGACACCCAAGACGAAUAUGUGUUCCUGAAAAAUCUGCACAACUCCGGAUUGAUAAAAGAACCGAACAGAAAGGAGUCCCCAAAAUGUGUCAUCAGAGAUACCCAAACCUGGAACGAUCGUGUGAGCAGAAAGGAUGGCGAUUAUAAGGGCGAGGUUCCCCGCAGUGAUCACCAUAAUGAUCGCUCUGUCGACCACCCCUCCCAUCACCAUGAUCGGCCCUUCCUCGGAGACACUUGCCACGCCCAACGCUCAGCCGAGAAAAAGGAAAAGAAAAAAGAAAUUAACCUGGAGUAUAUCUUGCAGAACCUCAACUACAACUACCACCCCCGCAGCCACAAAAGCAACACCUUCGACUACUUCAAGGAGAAGGAAAACGUGCCCCCACCCAACCCCUACGUGGACAACAAUUUGUGA